CAAAUAGCCAUUUUAAAUCAUCUUUUUAUUUUAUAGUUGAUUGUAUAGUAUUUAUGAUACUGAAACUUGUAAAUUUGCUGGAACUAUUGAUUUACAUAGUAUGUUGUAUUUAGAAGACUUCAGGUGCAUUCCAUGUAUAAAUACAUUUUAAGUUAAUUAUUUUCAUACAUUUCAAGCUGCUACUUUCUCUACAUGUAAGUUCAACUUCAAUUUCAUACACUAAUACAUUUGUAAUACAAUUAGAGGUCAAGAGGUCAACAUUAUGCCAAAAAAAAUGAAUAUCAGAUCUUUUGUGAUCUUCAAGUUUUUGGCAUGCCAUGGCACAUCAGGAAAAGGAGUUGUCAUGCCAUAUUUCCAUCAGUUGACAAAAAACAACAAACAGCCUUCUGCAUCCAGAUGAGGAACAGCCUUACACAAGCUUUCUUGGCCUUGAAAAUAACCUUUGAAAAUGGCAAAGAAAAUGUGUUAAUUCUUACGACAAAUGUUCAAAACAUGCAUCAGAAGAAAUGUUUAAGUAGAUAAUAAAAUGUCUACUUAAACCCAGAAAUGCACUGGAGGUUGACUAAACCCCUAAAAAAAUGAUGUUGGAAAUAAUGUGGAUAGCCGGUAAUAACUUUGGUACUAAUCUCACAUGUCAUGCACGCAUGCACACACACAGCUAAAUCAGGAAAAGCAAGGUUUUGGAGGUCCAGAACUACGUCACUGUUAAUUUCUGGGUGAAUGAAUGGGGUUGUAGUAGGAGUCAUCCUGAAUUAAAUAAAUAAACAGUCAGUGGUCGUGGCAAAGCAGGCGAGCAGGCUGGGGAACAAUGGGGCCUUUGGCAGGAUGCUGGUCUCCCAAGUGUCCUGCCUGUACUUGGUGGUGAGGGGUUUUGAAGAAAAAUGACCCAUUGUCUCUCUCAUCCUGUUUCUGAGCCCGAGCAGUGAAACGAUGCCUCUGGAUGCCUGCCCAGGAUGACCUACCAUAAAGCAUAGAAUAAGCUCCUGCUUUAUCCAAAUGGACAGACGGAAAAGGCCAGGACAUUAGGAUGGAGGGGGGAUUCCAUGGAUCAGACUGUGCAGGGGAUAUCUAGAGAGGGCAGAGGAGACCUUCAGGAUGGGAAAUGCAUGUGCAACUUUUCCAGAUUCUAGUUGAAAAGUUUGUUAUAGCAACAUGAGCUGGAGCUUUCUCACUCGUCUUCUGGAAGAGAUCCACAACCACUCCACUUUUGUGGGGAAAGUGUGGCUGACUGUGCUCAUCAUCUUCCGCAUUGUGCUCACAGCGGUUGGAGGCGAGUCCAUCUACUCAGACGAGCAGACCAAGUUCACCUGCAACACCAAGCAGCCAGGUUGUGACAACGUAUGCUACGAUGCCUUUGCCCCUCUCUCCCACGUCCGCUUCUGGGUCUUCCAGAUCAUCAUGAUUUCCACUCCCUCUAUCAUGUACUUGGGUUACGCCAUCCACAAGAUAGCCCGAAGUUCAGACGAGGAGCGCAGGAAGCACCACAGGCUCCGCAAAAGGCCUCCUCCUCACUCCAGAUGGAGAGACAGCCACCAUCUGGAGGACGUCUUAGAGGAGGAUGAAGAUGACGAUGCUGAGCCCAUGAUCUAUGAGGAUACGCUGGAGGUGCAGGAGGCCAAGCCUGAACCAGUGAGCAGCACUAGCAAAGAUCCACCAAAACAUGAUGGUCGCCGAAGAAUUAUGCAAGAAGGCCUGAUGAGAAUCUAUGUUCUUCAGCUCAUGUCACGAGCUAUUUUUGAAAUCGCUUUUCUUGCAGGACAGUACCUCCUCUAUGGUUUUCGAGUUAGUCCUUCAUAUGUAUGCAACAGGGUCCCCUGUCCACACAGAGUUGACUGUUUCAUCUCCAGGCCCACAGAGAAAACAAUCUUCCUCCUCAUCAUGUAUGUGGUAAGCUGUCUUUGUCUAGUGCUAAAUGUAUGUGAGAUGCUUCACUUGGGAAUUGGCACUUUUCGGGACACACUUCGCAUGAAGAGGAACCGGGGCCGACGGACGUCCUACGGCUACCCGUUUUCUCGCAACAUCCCAGCCUCCCCUCCGGGGUACAACCUUGUGAUGAAGACAGACAAACCUGGCAGGAUCCCCAACAGCCUCAUCACCCAUGAGCAGAACGUGGCCAAUGUGGCCCAGGAGCAGCAGUGCACCAGCCCAGAUGAGAACAUCCCUUCUGAUUUAGCAAGCCUACACCGGCACCUACGGGUUGCCCAGGAACAGCUCGAUAUGGCCUUUCAAACAUAUCAAACCAAAAACAACCAGCAAACGUCCAGAACCAGUAGUCCUGUAUCUGGGGGCACCAUGGCAGAGCAAAAUCGAGUCAAUGCAGUCCAGGAGAAACAAGGAGCAAGGCCGAAAUCAGCCACGGAGAAGGCUGCAACCAUUGUAAAAAAUGGAAAGACCUCUGUCUGGAUCUAGAGAUAAAUCUAAUUUAGUAAAUUAACUAAAACUUUUAGGACUCCGGGACUGCACUGUGACACAGCUGGAGGAUGUGUGUGUGUGUGAGAGAUGCGACUUUGAACAAUAACAAUUAAGAAUUUCAAUCACACUAGCUGAAGGAGUACAGUACACAGUUUUUGGGAAUAAAAAAGAAAACACAUUAAGAAAUGAUCAAAUCCAGUAUCACGAAUCUUCUUUGUUACUGUAGUGUGUCUUUUUGUGCUUGCCAUAGAUUUUGGACAUGAUUAACAUGUACUUACCUAGUUAAACAUCUCUAAUUCCAGUUAAAAUGUCAAAGUAUAAACAGACUGCUUCGAGCUAUUUAUCUGAUCUACCCUUGACCACCGCUGAACUGGAUUAAUUUGAAGAAAUCUAACAUUGGAAGUGUGUGAUUGUACUCUCAAUCCAAAUUUGAAAAUGCAGUGAAAAAAACACUGUACAAAUGCACAAUGACUCAUUUCUGAAGAAUGAUGAUUGUUGUUGGAAAGAUGCAUGUUUAAUAUUUGGGGAAGUAUUUUUGGAUGCAGUAUGGAUGAGUGUUGCUGGAAACAGAUUAAAUGUGGAUAUUUUGAUAAAGAUAAUGAAACAGGGCUGUGUCACUGUAGACUCUUCUGGUAAACAUCUGCUCAGUGUGAUGUUCUUCAGCCAUUGCGUGCAAAGCCAUUAUCUAUUCUAUAUUUUCCAAAGUCUUGCAGUGUCACAUUUGAAGGGGAAGAGAUAAGUGAACAGAAAAUCUGAUUAUUUUCUUAACUAAAUACUGAUUUUCUGAAGCAGAUGAUGCAUGCUUUACAACUGGGAAUAUACAGUAUACACAUAGGCUAAAGUAGAAACCCCAUCCUUAGCUAUUCAAUUAGCUUGACAUUUAUCUUAUGUUUAGGCAUGUUAGGUUUUUCUGUCAUUGAAGCAGUAUGUUUUCUAAAAUUGAUUUCAGUGUAAUAUUUAAUCCUGCCUUCACUGUUGUCAUACUUCAAAGUGCCUCAAACUUUAAAGACUGUUCUAGUAUUUUAUUCAUGAAGAAAUAAACUUAUUUGAAACCUCUGA
This is a messenger RNA of Siniperca chuatsi (mandarin fish), 3471 nucleotides long. RefSeq names its product gap junction protein gamma 2 (gene gjc2). The coding region runs from base 1153 to 2409 and encodes 418 amino acids. Gene Ontology annotation, biological process: cell communication. Lineage: Eukaryota; Metazoa; Chordata; Actinopteri; Centrarchiformes; Sinipercidae. The transcript has 3 exons. Gene Ontology annotation, cellular component: connexin complex. The record is from RefSeq and is a predicted model, not a curated record.